Chlamydomonas reinhardtii is the source of this 1396-nucleotide messenger RNA. Its product is annotated as L-galactose-1-phosphate phosphatase. The transcript has 7 exons. Gene Ontology annotation, molecular function: inositol monophosphate 1-phosphatase activity. Bases 90 to 1022 code for a protein of 310 amino acids. Lineage: Eukaryota; Viridiplantae; Chlorophyta; Chlorophyceae; Chlamydomonadales; Chlamydomonadaceae. The record is from RefSeq and is a predicted model, not a curated record. Gene Ontology annotation, biological process: signal transduction; phosphatidylinositol phosphate biosynthetic process; inositol metabolic process.
UCAAUUCUGAUUACAUGAAGCUGCUUUGACAGAGAAGGGAACUUCGCCACCGUAGUUUUCGCGCCAAUCAAGUUUGGUUCGCUGCCAAAAUGCCCGUUCCAGAAGCGCUGAAAGAUAGUCCGCAUCAUAGAUACCUAGAAGUUGCCAUAGAUGCAGCUGUCGCGGCAGGGGAUGUAAUCAAGGGCAGCUUCAAGGGCCCCAAGCAGGUGGAGGAGAAGCUCAACCACGCAGACCUGGUGACUGCCACGGACAAGGCGGCAGAGGACUUGAUCUUCGGCCGCAUCCGCGCCGCCUUCCCCGACCACGCCUUUAUCGGCGAGGAGUCGGCGGCGGCGGCGGGCGGCGCGGCGGCGCUCACUGACGCGCCCACAUGGAUGGUGGACCCUCUGGAUGGCACCACCAACUUCGUGCAUGGCUUCCCCUUCGUCUGCACUAGCAUCGCGCUGGUGGUCGGGCGGCGUGUGGUGGUGGGCGUGGUGUACAACCCGGUGCUGGGGGAGUUGUUCGCUGCGGCGGCGGGCGGCGGCGCCUGCCUCAACGGCGCGCCACUGGCCACGUCCGCCGCCACAGAGCUGGCGGGGGCGCUCAUGGGCACGGAGGUGGGCACGGCACGCGACGAGGAGACGGUGGAUUCGACAUUCGGCCGCGUCCGCGCCCUCACCUCCAAGAUGCGGAGUGUGCGCUGCGGCGGCAGCUGCGCGCUGGGGCUGUGCAACGUCGCGGCGGGCCGGCUGGACGCCUUCUAUGAGAUCAACUUUGGCGGCUGCUGGGACUCGGCCGCCGGCGCGCUCAUGGUGUCGGAGGCGGGAGGCACGGUGCUGGACCCCGCGGGGGGGCCCUGGGACGUCAUGUCGCGGCGGGUGUUGGCGGCAGGCACGCGCCAGUUGGGGGAGGCGGUGGCGGCGGUGCUGGCGGGCUGCAAGCUCAGCAGCAGAGAGGUGGGGCCGCCGCCGGCGGGCGGCGUCGUGUCGUUGGAGCGGCAGGAGGCGGCCGCGGCGGCGGCGGCGAAGGCGCAAGAGUAGGCGGGCUUGAGGAAGAAAGUGAAUGGAGGAGGAGGAGGUGGAGGAGGCUGGGGGCGGGCCCCGACGCGGCGCGAGCUUGAACUGUGCAGCAGUGAGCGGUUGAGGACGCGUGCGUCUUUCGGACUUUCGGGAACCUAGUGAUUCGGGAUAUGUCGUGUUUGUCUGUCUGUUUGACGUGCUGAGCAGUGCGUGACAUAACGUGCCCCGUGAGAUGUGAGGUGGUCUAGCGUGAAGCCGGCCGCUUACGUGCCGUGUGGGGGCACGGGGCCUUGGAGGGCCGUUGUGCUGUUGUUGGGUCCUGGCCCAGCCAUGUAAGGAUGGCGUAAUCCGCAGCAAUGAAUGCCAGAAACGGAGUUGAAAUACUCGCAUCAAUC